AUGGGUCGGAAACCAUUCGUAGGAGGGAACUUUAAGAUGAAUGGGACGAUCAAGUCCAUUAAAGAGAUCGUCCACAACUUAUCCACGUCCAAGCUCGACCCGAACACUGAAGUCGUCGUCGCACCUCCAAGCUUGUACCUCCUCCUUGCCCGAGAACAUCUCUCUCCCAACAUAGAAGUUGCAGCUCAGAAUGUCUUCGACAAGCCCAACGGAGCCUUCACUGGUGAAAUCUCAGUGGCGCAAUUAAAAGACAGCGGUAUCACAUGGACAUUGCUGGGUCACUCGGAGCGCCGCACCAUUCUCCGCGAAGAAGAUGAGUUUGUGGCUUGCAAGACCAAAGCCGCACUCGAUGGGGGAAUCGGCGUCAUUCUGUGCUGCGGUGAGAGUCUCGAGGAGAGGGAGAAGGGUGUCACGGUCGACGUUGUCACAAGACAGUUGGGGGCAGUGAACAAAUCUAUUGGCAAAGAUGGUUGGAAGAAUGUGGUAAUCGCAUACGAGCCGAUCUGGGCUAUUGGGACAGGCAAAGUCGCAACGACCGAGCAAGCACAGGAAGUUCAUGCAGCCAUCAGGAAAUGGUUGAGCGAGGCCGUCUCGUCUGAGGCCGCUGAAAACACCAGAGUCAUUUAUGGUGGAAGCGUCAACGAGAAGAACUGCAGAGAUUUGGCCAAGCAGCCCGAUGUGGAUGGAUUCUUGGUCGGCGGUGCCAGCUUGAAACCUGCCUUCGUGGAGAUCAUUAACGCCUUCACUUAG
Molecule: messenger RNA, 750 nt
Organism: Cladophialophora psammophila CBS 110553
Lineage: Eukaryota; Fungi; Ascomycota; Eurotiomycetes; Chaetothyriales; Herpotrichiellaceae
Product: triosephosphate isomerase
Exons: 5
Coding region: 1-750 (249 amino acids)
Biological process (GO): glyceraldehyde-3-phosphate biosynthetic process; gluconeogenesis; glycerol catabolic process
Cellular component (GO): cytosol
Molecular function (GO): triose-phosphate isomerase activity
Source: RefSeq, a predicted model, not a curated record